Messenger RNA from Solanum stenotomum, 1712 nucleotides. RefSeq names its product S-adenosylmethionine decarboxylase proenzyme 4-like. Gene Ontology annotation, biological process: spermidine biosynthetic process; spermine biosynthetic process. Gene Ontology annotation, cellular component: cytosol. The record is from RefSeq and is a predicted model, not a curated record. Bases 511 to 1521 code for a protein of 336 amino acids. The transcript has a single exon. Gene Ontology annotation, molecular function: adenosylmethionine decarboxylase activity. Lineage: Eukaryota; Viridiplantae; Streptophyta; Magnoliopsida; Solanales; Solanaceae.
AGAAAAAUAUGGAUUCAUGUUGUCUGAAUAAAGAUCGCUCACGCAAAAAAUAACCAUCAUCUUGUAUUCAUUUUUUUGGCUUAAGAUCAUUAUUCUUGGUUGCCUCAUCACCAUGCCCUCCAUCUCUCCUUGUUCUUUUUCACUCCGUAUUCAGAGUCUACGUUGAAGCUUCGACUAAAUUUAAUCGUACACGGUAGAGCCCAUUAUGGGAGUGAAUCUUCUAGUAGGAUUUUUUCCAUACCAAAGGCUCAAAUUCGAAACCUCUAAUUAAAGAUGGAGUAGUCUGAUCGUGGUGCAUGCCCCCAUCUCAAUCUCCCCCACCCCCACACACAAUCUUCUUCACCUAUAUAUACUUACUUCCCUGUUCCAGUUUUUGUCAUCUUCACUUCCUACUCAAAAAAAAUAAAAAGUAUAGCAGCAUUUCUACAAAAAAAAUUCACUACCAAUCCCCUGUUUUCUAGCCAAAAUCAUUUGGAUUAAUUUUAGUUGGUUGGAAGUUUAAUUCCAUCAAUGGCUGCUUCUGGAUUUGAAGGAUUUGAGAAGAGACUUGAGCUACACUUCUCUGGCGACGAUCCUGUGAUCGAAAUGGGAGGUUUCCGGCAACUAGAUUUUUAUUCCUUGGAGCAAGUACUACAUGCUGUGCAGUGCACAGUAGUGUCAGCUGUUUCGAAUCAAUAUUUUGAUUCUUAUGUACUAUCAGAAUCAAGCCUCUUUGUAUAUCCUACCAAAAUAAUCAUCAAAACUUGUGGAACCACCCAGUUGUUGAAAUCGAUCCGUCCGUUCAUCCAUUUCGCGUGCCAAAUGGGACUUAUAAUAACAGAGUGUAUGUACACUCGAGGAAAUUACAUUUUCCCGAAAGCACAACCGUACCCACACACAAGUUUCAAAGAAGAAAUCUCUUAUUUGCAGGAUCAAUUACCUAAUCAUCUUUGCUACAGAAAAGCCUCUGUUAUGCCUUCGAAAUUCACUUCACAUUCAUGGCAUGUUUUCUGUGCUUGUGAUAAGUUUUACCCAAUUCCAAUUCCCAACGAUCGGUAUACAGUGGAAAUUUGUAUGACGGAUCUCGACCAGGUACUUGCCCGGAAGUUUUUUAAAAAUCCGGAUACAACCGGAAAACAGAUGACGGAGGUGACCGGAAUCGGAGAAAUCAUUCCGAGUGCUUUGAUUUGUGAAUUUGCUUUUGAUCCUUGUGGAUACUCAAUGAAUGGGAUUGACGGAGAUCGUUACUCUACCAUUCAUGUGACGCCGGAAGAUGGUUUUAGUUACGCCAGUUAUGAGUGUGUGGGAUCAAUUUAUGAUGAGGACGACAUUGGUAAGAUUUUGAAGAAGGUGGUUCAGGUUUUCCGACCGGGGACGAUGUCAGUGUCCACUACGUGUUCGAGCAGCAGCAGCGAGAUUUGUACCAGAAUUGUUAAAGCCGUCGAGCCACUAGGGAUGAAACGGCGGAGUUGCACCAUUGAUGAAUUCCCAGCUGCCGGAACUGUUGUGUUUCAAACUUUUACGUUGACGGGAAAUAGGUGAAUUGUCAUGCUUAAUAUAUCGAGUUUAAAUUCUAAAUUCGUAUAAUCUUAAAGUGGUGUGAGCGGGGGGAAAAGGUUUGAAAAAAUAUAUGGCGGAAGUAAAGGACUACUAUUUUUACUUGUCUUAUUUAUUUAAUGUUAAUAAUUAUUUAGAGUUUAGUUUGAAAUAUUUAAGGUGACUUGAUAUAUUAU